UAACACUCUGCGAGUUAUUCUAAACUCACUGCGUCUCCUCCUCCAUCUCUUCUCUUCACACACACAUACAUACAUAUAUUUAUAUAUAUAUAUACACCAAAAACAAAAACACGAAAACCCAUUGAAUCUUUUCGUCGUUUCCGGUCGAAAAAUGGGAAGAGAGUGGUACAGAUCAGUCGCCGGCGGCGGUGGCGGAGGAAGAACUUCGAAGAAGAAGACGGCGGAGAAUGAGAACGGAAGCCGCCGGAGUAAGAGUAAUGUGACGAAGGAGACGCAUGGCGCAACCGUCGCAGGUUGUAUGAAUGCUGUCUUUCACUUGUUCGAUUUCCACCUUUUCCAUUUCCCCGUCACGACCCAUCACCACCGUCCGAUCGACCAUGACGAUUUGCCUCAGCAUCUCUCUCUUCCUAAAGGAGUGGAGGCGCCGAGGAAUAGUUUUGAAUCGGCAGGGGAGACUCCAUUGUCACCAUUCCGUAGAGAUAAUAAUUUGAAUCUCUCGAACUUGGGUAUGCAAAUCAAGACCAAACCAACAAGAACAUCAAAGCUCGAAUCGAAUUCAAGCAACGAAUCUUAUUCUCCAAGCACAAAGACACCAACUUUGGUCGCGAGACUGAUGGGUCUCGAUCUUCUUCCCGACAAAUCCCUCAACUCACCAUCAUCAUCUUCUUGUUCUUCAGCCUUAUCCAUUGAUCUUGGAACAAGGGAUCUCCGUACAAGACGCCAUAGUACAAGACACAAACAUUAUUAUUCUCUCCACAGAAAUUCCGUGGACGGAGGAACUCGCUCUCUCCCCGAGACGCCGAGGAUUUCGUUGGGAAGAAGAUCGGACGCGGACUGUUACCAGCAACGCAGGUUGUCUCUUCGCAUCAACAGAGACAUGAACGUGUCUGAAUCAGAACAAGAACACGGGCACGUCCGGUUCUCGAGCUCGAGGCUGAAAGAGAGGAAGAUGAACGACGAUAAAGAGAAUCGGAGUCCGAGAGAAUACGCGAGGCAGAUCGUAAUGCAGCUGAAGGAGAGCGUCAGUCGGAGAAUGGGCACUGACAUCACAAACACAACAAGAAACAAAGAACAAACCAGAGAUUACGGUCACCACCAUCAUCAUAAAGAUUCCAAGAAAGCUUCCAAGAACACAACCAGUGACUCAUCUCCAAGAUCGAGAACGUUGGAAAGCCCGAAAACAAAUCAACCUUCGCGGGCAAAUGUCUGUCAGAUCGUGGAAGAGAAACCAAGGUUAAGGGCAGUGCAAGAGGAGCAGCAGGCAGAACAGGGACAGGAAGAAGAACAAAAGCAAGAACGAGAAGCACGAAGAAAGAACGUGAGCAAGUGCAAGAAACCGGAGAAGGAGAUGAGAUUCGGUUCGAGAAUGGUGAAGCCGCCUCAGACCAUGCAAGAGGAGCCAUUUGUUCGAUCACCGGCCGGUAACAGAGCAUCGAAUUCUACUAGUCUUCGUCAUCAUCAAGUAGACAAGAAGUGCAGGAAAACCCCACUCUCGAACUUCACCACUGUUCCAUCUCUUCUUCCCUUCAAGAAUGACCCGUCAAACUUACAUGUGGGUGCGUUAAAGGUCACGGCAAAGCAACCACCGAGAAACAGAGCAUCAGAGUUUCUUAGUUGUCCGAGCCAAACUCAAACUCACAUUGUCCGAACACAUAUCACCACAACUACUACAACCUCCGCCGCCGAGUUUGAUUACGUCACCAGAAUCUUACGGCGAACCGGAAUCGACAAAGACACACCAAUCUCCCACGCGAAAUGGUUCUCUCCUUCCCAUCCUCUCGACCCAUCAAUCUUCUACUUCCUCGAACACUUCGCCAUCACAUCGGCACGAACCAAGAGCUCGACGGAAAACAUGGGUCUCCGGUGUAACAGGAAAUUACUGUUCCAUUUAGUCGAUGAGAUCCUCGUCGAUGUCUUAAAGCGUCACAUGAACAUGAAACCGUGGGUUAGCCAUUACCCGAUUCGAUCUCGCCAGGAUCUUCGCGGGUCGGAGCUGGUCGACGAGCUGUGCCGGAGAAUCGGGGAGUUCCCGUUAUCGAAUUGUCGGGUUCUCGAAGAUAUUGAUGCUCUGGUCGCUGGAGACUUGCCGGAGACGGCAGCUGAGAGAGAGUUGGCGCUCGAAGAGGAAGGCGAAGGGGUUGUCACGGAGCUCGAGAGACAAAUCCUCGAGACGCUCGUGAGCGAAACGACGACGGAUUACAUUAUGGGGUACGAGACGUCGUCGUUUCAUGGAAAGGUGUCAGUGUCACGUGGGAUGUUCACGUGACGAGAUGCUUUUCAGAUGUGGGGACCCACUUCUUCCCUCUUAGCGAGCUGCGACCGGAACCUGGGGCCUCCACGUGGAGAAACUAGGCCCACUGAACACGUGGCGAUAAUUUAUUGGUUUAUGAUUAUUGUAUAGAUUUUCUCAUUUUGGUUCCCUUUUUAAUUCAUAUUUUCUAUCAACUUUUUCUUGUUUUUUAUAUAAAUAAUUCAAAAAAUGUGGGGCGUGGCACUGUAA
Messenger RNA from Tarenaya hassleriana, 2500 nucleotides. RefSeq lists its product as uncharacterized. The transcript is spliced from 4 exons. Bases 152 to 2266 code for a protein of 704 amino acids. The record is from RefSeq and is a predicted model, not a curated record. Lineage: Eukaryota; Viridiplantae; Streptophyta; Magnoliopsida; Brassicales; Cleomaceae.